AUGUACUCACAUAAUGAAGCCGAAGGCACUUCGGUAACUAUCGCUCAUUGCAAGGCACAGAACCUGCCAGUUGUCGAUCGCAUUCUUGAGCCUCAAACCAUCGGACAUUUCCUUGGAUUUGCGUUCGGUAAGCCCUUGCCCAAUGGUAGUCAACCCAGCAUCGAGCGCCUGUCCGUGGAGGAAGCGUCAUUCCUCCAACAUGACCAAAACUUCCCCCCGGACUCAGAUGGCGAACCCAUCAUGACCAGUGUUAUGGCCCAUAUUGGCUCCGAGCGAGAUUCUAGCCGUCUCUGCCUGGUCGGAAAGAACAUCCAGUCCCUCAAGUCCCGUUUAUGGGAGGGCAUCAUCCCCCUGAGCGACCAGCUAUGGCAGGAAAAAGGCCUCGACCGGCCAGAACAUUUUGAUUUCGCUUGUCAGCAUCUAUCGGCCGUGGUUGCCGUGUUCGAGUAUUUGAAUGAACCAACCGUGCGAUUGUAUCUUCGCGACACGUUUAAUUACAUCUACGACCAUUGGACGGCGCUCGACACUGUCCUCAACAAGCGCAGAGCAGAGCAAGAUAAAAAUCCCAUUAGUGUCGCGGGUCUCUGGACAAGGUACAUGACAGCGCAUUUCGAGAUGAUGACCGAACGCGCCCAUAGAUGGGUUACCGUGCAUGCCAAUACACUGCGAGCUCCAUUGCUGCGAGCUCUUUUGGAGCAUCGGCCACUUGGGGAAGAUAGCGACCCGUUAGGCGAGCCUGAUGCUUUGCAGUGGAAAAUCAGUGAUUCGCUGCACAUGCUGACUGAAAUCAUCGCCAAAGCUGAUUUCACCAUCAUGAUCCCAAUGGACGGUUACAAGGGGUACUGGGCGGCUCCCCCGCGGGCCGGUCCGGCAGCACUUCAUGCAGCGAAUCUGCUGGCGAGAAGUAAAGCAUACCAUGAGCGCUUGAAGCUGCUUACUCGAGAAGCCAUCGACCGUAAUGGACCUGCGUGGAGAGGUUUAACUCCUUCGUCCGGAGAGAGGUAUCAUGUGACAUGCACCAGCCAGAUUCAAGGCCAGAAUAAAUUGAGGAAAGAGGUGCGUGGUGCACCUCUUGAACCUGUUCCGCGCGAGCCUUGGAUUGCUGCUUGCGCUUCACAGAUAGAAUCUGGAAAGAAGGAGGGAAAGGAGGAAAAGUACGGGCUGGCUGUGUAUCGGUUGACUUAUGGACAGACGGAGUCUGAAUGGACAGAAUUCGUUUGCAAAGUGGAAGCCCAUGUUUCGGAUUGGGGCAAAGGCCAAACAGGAAGCAGUUCUAUCAAGGAGGAUCUAAAGCUCCACUGGCUGGAUGGGAAGGAAUUGGGUAUUUCCGAGGGCGAUAUCGAUGCAACUAAGGAACACUUCAAAACAAUACAAAAUGGCAGCGACGACUGGUCAGAGCUAGAAGAUGGCGCUUUCCUCGUCGUUGACUCGGCGUCCUUUGCCUCCUACACCACCAAUUCCUACAGUCCCGCGACAACCCAGCUCAUAUCCGGCGACUUCACCGGCUUCCUUCUCGCCGUUGAUCCACACUUCGACCCAGAGGAGGGCAUCUCACGACCCGACGAGUCUCCAGGCUACAGCGGCCAGAUGCGAAUUCUCGGAAGCGUUGUGUGGAGUGAUCUCUAUUCCCUACUAGCAUCGCAGACAUCAGACCUCGAAGACUACUGGCCAUUAGCAAGCGAGCAUCCGAACAUGGUAUAUGUCGGCCCAACAAUCCCAUGGCAGCGAUACAUCUGGCAGAAACACAGUGAGAUGCGCUGGAAUCUCCUUCGAGCGGUGAUAGACCAUGUAAAGCUCAACCCGGGAAUCCCAGUAACGCAACCACCCCAAGCCGAGGCUACGUCUGCAACGACAUCUCCGACUGCAGCUGUAUCUACAGCCGCGCCGCUAACCCCUUCUGUACCCGCACCAACACCGCCCGCAGAACAGGAUCCCAUAAACGACGCCUCUGUACCCUCAUCGACACCCGCAGAAGAGGCUCCUGUCAAUGACCCCCUCCGUGCAUAUAUGCUCACCGAGUUUCAGCGCUACUUGCGCCAUCGGGGCCACCCACGGCGGGCAGCCAUGGUCGAUGAAUUGCUCCGUAUUCAGCCAGGCGAAGAGCCGGAUGCAGGGCGGCUGCGACAGUUGGUGAACGAUGAGAGUGAGCGGCAGGAGCAGCGGAGGCGAGAUGGUUUGGGUGAGGAUGAAGAGGCUUCCGAGGAGUAUCGGCCGGACUGCCCAUUGCAGUAA
This is a messenger RNA of Penicillium samsonianum, 2232 nucleotides long. RefSeq lists its product as uncharacterized. The transcript is spliced from 3 exons. Bases 1 to 2232 code for a protein of 743 amino acids. The record is from RefSeq and is a predicted model, not a curated record. Lineage: Eukaryota; Fungi; Ascomycota; Eurotiomycetes; Eurotiales; Aspergillaceae.